CGCUAAAUCGAUUUUCUACUCCGCUUUUCCCAAACCCACGAGUGCCGUCAGUGUGUAUGAAAAAUUGUGGAAAUACAGUGUUUUAUCCGUGUUUUUAGCUCAAAAACUGUGCAAGAGAUAGUUUGAAGUGGUUUUCUGUGUGAUCCUUCUUAGAUUUGCUGGUCUUUGAGUCCUUAUUUGGAGGAUUGGGGUCCGAAGAGGAUAAGCGGACGUCAUGCCGGCGCGGUGGUGGUGAGAUGGACGCGCUCGAGAUGGAACCCAUUGGCAAAUAUAAGGCGGACAGGAACGGAUCCGCUAAAGCGGCAGCCUGGAGGAACAUGGUGGACGCGGAUCUCGAUGACGUCGCGUUCUUGGCCGACUCGGACAAGGCACGCGAGGCGCGCUCGCUCCGCUCCGCUCCGGUGGCGGUGUGCUCGCAGCGGCGCGCGCUGUGCCUCGCCGCGGUCGUGUUCUCCACGCUGUUUGCUAUCGCGCUGCUGCUGGUGUACGCUGCUCCUUCACCCGACUGCCCCUGCAUGCCGGACAACACGCUGAUCCCGGGCGCCACGCCCACCGACUCCGAGGCCGCCGCCGCUGCCGCCAACAAGGACCGCAUAGCCUCCAACGGGCUGGUGUUCCCGUGGCGCGGCGCGCGGCUCCCCACCUUCGUCAUACCGAAGGCCUACAGCCUGUGGCUGCACCCCAACCUGACUACUGGCGAGAUGAGGGGCGAAGUCUCCAUAGACUUCAAAGUGGACCGAGACACAACCUUCGUGGUCAUCAACCAACGCGACAUGAACGUGACCGAACGUGCGCUGUUCAAGUCGGGCGGCGCCGCGGGGCCGAAGAUAGCGCGCGCGCUGGACUACCCACCCGCCGACCAGACUUAUAUCGAGUUUAAGGACAAGCUGCGUCGCAAGUACAACUACACGCUGAGCCUGCGCUUCAUCACGCGGCUGGAGAGGAGCGCCGAGCAGCGCGGCCUGUUCCUCGCCGGGAACCAUAAACACCGCUGCGCCAUGUCCCGGUUCUGGCUGACGCACGCGCGCUCCGCGUUCCCCUGCCUCGACGAGCCGCACUUCCGGGCCUCGUUCAAACUCACUGUGGUCCGGGAUCGAUUUCACGUGUCACUGACCAACAUGCCGAUAGUGGCUACUGAGGAAGCUGGCUUCUACUUGGGACACAGAUUGCUACAAGACGAGUUCGCCCCCUCGCCCCCCAUGUCGCCUCACAUGAUGUCUAUCGCGGUCUGCCGGCUGCAGCGCCGCGCCGCGCCGAGCCCGCCCGACGCCACCACGGAGGCGGCUGACGAGAAGAGGGUUAAUGAGGACAGGCCGAAGAUUGUUAACCAACUACCCACGAAGCUACCCACGAAGCUCCCCUCAGUGGUGACUGAAGCUGCUGACGGGACCACGGCCUAUGAGGACGAGCCAUCACCGCCGCCGGAGAUCAGCCUGUACAGCGACCAGCAGGCCAUCCUGGACGACGCCGGGCCGCUACUCGAGUGGGUUCAGAAGACGAUCUCCACUUACGCCUACGAGCUAAACACUUCGUACCCACUGCCUAAACUUGAUAUCGUGGUAAUAGAAGGCGGCAGUCCUUAUUCCGAGGGUUGGGGUCUGAUCGCGUUGUCACCGGCCAUGCUGUCGGACACCAAGACCAUCUCGAGACUACUGGCGCAGCAAUGGUUCUCCGGUCUGGUCUCCCCGCGCUGGUGGAGCUCGCAGUGGCUGAUGUCGGCCGUCACCACCGUGCUCAUGCAGCGCGCGCCCGCCUUCAACGACGAGCAGCGAGCCGACUUGCUGCUCAGCCAUGUUCUGCCAGCCUUGAGACUGGACUCUAGUAGUUCAGCGAGGGCGGUGGCGGCGCCUCGACUGGAGAUAGCAGACAUUGAGGCCACCACUGAUGAACUGUCCAUACACAAGGGAGCAGCAAUAGUGAGCAUGGCUAUAGAAGCGGUGGGCGAGGAGGCCGGUCGCGCCGCGCUGGCGCACCUACUCAAAGUACACAGAUCAGCGUCAGCGGACGCGCGCGACCUCUGGAAGGCUCUCGCGCGGCCGGGCGUCCCACCCUCAGCGUGGGACGGGUGGUGCGAGCGCGCCGGGUACCCACUACUGACGGCACACGACAGGGGACCUGAUAGACUGAUCACUCAGGAAAGAUUCGUGAUGGCGGCUGACCCACCAGAUCCAGAGCCAGGGUUCGACACCAGCCUGCUGACGGCUGACCUGCGCGCUGACUUGGAUGAGAUCUUCUAUGAGCCUGAAACCAACCUAACAGAAAUCCUAGAAGAAGACAUCAACGCCACCACCACAACAACCCUACCACCGCCAACAACCCGGCGACCAGCUGUCAAACCCACCAAGCCGCCGCCGCCGCCGAAGUGGUACAUACCGCUGAGCUUCGCUGUGGGCCCGUUGAAGCCAGAAUACGCUGGGAAGAAUCUUAGUGAGACGGUUAAUGGGACUGCAGCAAACAGCACAUUGGGGUCGCGGUGGGCGGAAAACGUGACGCAUCUGGUCUGGAUGAACGACACUGAGAUGUUGAUCCCCGACCUCGGCAAGCACCAGUGGGUGCGCUACAAUGUGGGGGCCCGAGGGCUGUAUAGAGUCGCGCCGCAGGACCCUGUUGAGGGCGAGUCCGCAUCGCUCCGCCACCAGCGCAUCGCGGCGCACUACGGCGGCGGGUCGGCGGCGGAGCGGGCGCUCGCUUUAGACGACGCCUUCGUACUGAGUCGAGCUGGGCGACUGUCCGCGGCGCGGGCUGCUCAGGCUGCAGCGGAACUGAAAUCCGAGACCCACUGGGCGCCGUGGAAGGUCCUACUCCAGCAGCUGGCGUGGUGGCGGGCCCUACUCCGACUCUCGGCCGCCGGCCCUCGUCUGGACGCCAUGCUCCGAGAGACACAUCCACAAAGCCCCAGAGCACCCGCGUCCAGCGAGCAUGUAUGGCUAUCCGGUGCCCUCUUAACAGCCGGCGUGGAGUGGGGCAACCAGGAGGUCAUACAGCAAGCGCUGAAGCUAUACGACGCUUGGGACAAGGACAAUGCCACCAUACCGGACUUUUAUCAGGAGGGCGCAUUCACAGCAGCAAUCCUAACCUACGGCGCGCCCGCCUUCCACCGGCUGUGGGGCGCGCUGCUCGGCUCGCUGGCGGCGCCGCGGCCGCUGCUGCACCUGCCCGCGCUGCUGGCCGCGCUGCCCGCCGCCGCCGACCGCUGGCUGUUCUACAGAUACGCCUACACUAUGCUGUCGCCUGAAGCUCAGCGCAGCAGCGACUGGAAGGUGUGGGUCACCUCGCUCUUCGCUGGAGCUUGCAGAUGGCACGGCGCGAGCACGACGUGGCGGCUGCUGCGCGCGUCCCCCCCGCCCCCGCCCGCCGCCCUCGCCGCCGCCGCCAGCUGUCUGCACCAGCCGCACGACUACUAUCAGUUCAAAGAGCUAUUCGGCUCCCUCCCCGGCGGUCAAGCAGCUCUAGACACGAUCGCUCUGAACGCGGCGUGGGUGCGGCGCGCCGAGCCCGAGCUGCUGCGGCACUUCAACAGCACAGAGUAUGCUGGGGUCUAGAGGGGACGGUGUAUGUAGAUGAUGUCAUAGUUAAGCCUCAUAAAACGCCCCGGGUUUCUUAAGGAACAGCUAAAGUACCAUACAGUUACCACCACUCCGACACAUUAGAAAUUAAAAAUCCAUAAGCAGCGCCGCGCCGCUCGCCAGUAAAACAUCUGACAGAUGAAGACGUCAAAUUGACAGAUGAAGACAAGCCAGCAAUGCUGCUUAAUUCGUCUAGAGGGGACGUGUAUGCAGAUGAUGUCUUAAUUCUGGCUAUUCGUCUUUUGUACUGAUGGCGCGUCAUAAAACCUGUAAGUAUAAGAACAGUAGCUGUGCUACCACACCGACUCAUAAGCGUUUGACAAUCCUUAAACUGCUUCAAUCGCUUGUCAAAACUGACGUAACUUUUAUGGAUUUGACAGGUGGUUCCUGCGCAAUAUCAAUUUACGGGGGGUAGCCAGUGUUGCCAUUUGAGCACUCUGCAAAAGCUGUCAGAGACCAUAAUCUCUUUAAAACUAAUAAAAUCUCAUCGUCAGCCUCCCUCAAAUAUUUAAAAUGCUGAAACAACCGUCACCGCGCCAAUUAAAAAAACAAUGGGGGCAAUUCUACAAUAACCAUAAAAAAUAUAAAUUUAAAAAUGUUGUUUGCUACAACUUUAGUGGGAGACUUUCUGACAGUCUCCCCUUGACCUUUGGUUUUUAUAACGCCACUUUUAAAUAAUUAUUUUUUUGCGAAAACUUCAAUCACGUAUUUAUUAAAUGUUCGCCAUUACUUUAACUUUAAUAAUACCUACAGAUAAAACAAAAUGGGAAUGCUUCAAAUAAGAUAUCAUGUGCUCAUAAUCCUAGACAUUAAAGUAUCUUUCACGACAAAUCAAUUGUGUAAUAUUGUGGUAACUACCUACCUAGAUCUAGACCCUCCAUUACAUGAGCUGGAUUCUAGAAUAGCAUUAAUCAUUCAUCACUAUAGUUAAUUAGUUGGUGUCAGUUAUUUCCCUCCUGCUGUUGUGUUCUAGCACAAAAAUAUUGCCAUCCUUAAUUUAUGAUAAAUGUAUCCAAAUAUUUAUAUGUAUAACUAUCCAUAUUAUACACAGUUAUCUACGCACAUAAAAUUAUUUUAUAUAAAUAAAGUAUUUAUCUCGCCUUCAUUAGUAUGUACAAUAUGUUAUGUAACCGCCAUCUUAAAAUGUUUACAUAAAAUAUAAUCAUUUCAAAUACCUAUCUCAUAGUUUGUAAGCCGAACGUAGAAGUAAGUACAAAAUAAUUAAAAUUUGUCUAUGAUCUCAAAAAAUAUGUCCGUUUGUAGACUGAACGUUAGGUUAACAUUUUUGUAAAAUAGCGUCACUUUUUAAAAAAAUCCGUCAAUAUCUUUUUUAUUUUGAACUUUUCUACUUGUGACCAAAGAAUCUUGUAUAUUUUUGUAGAGAAAAAAAAACUUUUUAUAUGGAACUUUUUCUAGAAAUUCAUCUUAGUCGUUAAAAAAAAAUAUCCGACCAUUAGAAAAACAAUGAAUGGAAAUGAAAAAGUAUCAAGUUUGAUUAAAGUAGCCUCUUUACUGAUCGGUGUUGCCAUGUUUAAGAUUUUACCAGUUUUUAGGGUAAAGAAAGAAGGUUUUAGCGAAAUGUUGAUAUUGAGAAUGAGAGACUUUCUGAAGGCUCAUUAAGAAAGUAUAAUUAAAUCAUAGAUGGCGCAAGUAAUUUCAUACGACGACCAGUUCAGUAAAAAAUGUAGUGGUCAUUGUAUGAAGGUAUUACUAGCGCCAUCUAUGAUUUGACUAGUUCUUUUUUUAUGAGCUGUCUGAAAAUCUCCCAUUAGAUGUUUGUAAAACUAGUCGGAUUAUAAAAUCUUGAAAAAAAUUCAACUAUUUUUACGAAAUCUUAAUUUUAAUAGACAUUAACUAGUACUUGAAAUACUUAGUAACAAUAAUAUCAUCACUAUCAAUGUGUAAACGGAUAAUUUACUGUUAUUAUGUAAUGAAUAUAGUGGUUUUAACUACUUGUAAUCGUAGGUAAGUUGUUUUUUUCCUACUUGUGAUCUCUUUAUUUUUAAUUCUACCAGCUACUUUGUAAAAUAUAGCAUGGAUCCUAUGACGUUUGAGUGACAGAUGCGUAUACAUGCUUAAUAAAAAGGCUCCAAUUUCGCUAGUGAAAGUUCGUUUUCCCUUGAAAACCAACUGACACAUAAAAUAUUACAGUGACACAAACUUAUCUGUUCCGGUGAGAGCGAACUAAAUUGAUCCAUAUCUCAUUAUUUACUAAUGAAUUAUAUAUUGAUAUAGAAGAGAGAGAUUUAUUGAAGU
This is a messenger RNA of Plutella xylostella (diamondback moth), 5822 nucleotides long. The record is from RefSeq and is a predicted model, not a curated record. NCBI's taxonomy places the organism in Eukaryota, Metazoa, Arthropoda, Insecta, Lepidoptera, Plutellidae.